Molecule: messenger RNA, 2017 nt
Organism: Oncorhynchus masou masou (cherry salmon)
Lineage: Eukaryota; Metazoa; Chordata; Actinopteri; Salmoniformes; Salmonidae
Product: myoneurin-like
Exons: 6
Coding region: 92-1570 (492 amino acids)
Biological process (GO): regulation of transcription by RNA polymerase II
Molecular function (GO): RNA polymerase II cis-regulatory region sequence-specific DNA binding; DNA-binding transcription factor activity
Source: RefSeq, a predicted model, not a curated record
CCCUCUCUUACCCCCCAGCCCAGAAGUAAUCGAACCUCUGUCCUGCCUUUCUGGAGUGGGCUCUGUAGAGAAGGAUGAGGAGAGGGAAGGAAUGAGGGGGGAGCAGGAAGAGAGGGAAGAUCCAGAGUACACCCCUCCCUCCCCAAGCCCCCCAACAUCCCCCCGGAGAGGAGCCAGGAAGAGGAAGGGAAGAAAGCCCAAGGCCACACCUAGAAACCAGACCUCACCUGAAAACCAAAACUUUCCAAGUAACCAAACAUCAGCUAGCCAUGACGACAUCCCAGAUGACGCAAAAGUCACCCAGCCCCAGAGGGGGAGAGGCAGGGGGAGAGGCAGGGGGAGAGGAAGGGGAAGGGAUCUGUCGUUAGAAGCAUCAGACCCUCAGAUCGUCGAGGAGAACCAGACAGACCUCAGCUCAUCGUCACUGAAACUUGUCAAGAGGAUGAGUAGUGGAGAGAGGAGAGGAGGAAAGAGAGGGAGGGGCAGAGGAAGAGGGAAACUGAAGGAGAACAGAUCGAGCGAUGGAGAGGUGAAUGAGCAAAAUGAUGAUACGGGGAAGGCUGGGUUGAAGAACCAACAGGUGAAAGUGAAAGAGAAGCCGGUGUGUGCGGAGUGUAACAAUGAGUUCUCUGAGAUCAGUAGUCUGAGGAGACACAUGAGGAUCCAUAAAGGAGUGAAACCUUUCCAGUGUCUCUUCUGUUCCCGAGCCUUCACACAGGGAAACCAGCUCAAGAUUCACCUCCGCAUACACACAGGAGAGAAGCCUUUUGCAUGUUCUCAGUGUGACAAGGGUUUUACCCAGAAGUGUCAGUUGGUGGCUCACUGUAGAAUGUACCAUGGAGAAGAGAAGCCAUACACCUGUGAACAAUGUGGGCUGCAGUUCACUACCUCAUCUAACUACAAGAUCCACAGCAGGAAGCACAGUGGAGAGAAGCCGUAUGUGUGUGAACGGUGUGGGAAGGGUUUUGCCCAGGCCAGCACUCUGACCUAUCACAUUAGGGUCCACACAGGAGAGAAACCUUACCAAUGUGACACCUGUGGGGUGGCCUUCUCCGUCUCUUCUUCUCUCAUCACACACAAACGCAAACACACAGGUGAAGCGCCACACGAAUGUCUGGUGUGUCAGAGAGCCUUCAUUACCAAACGAGAACUCAACAAACACUCUCGCAUCCACACCGGUGGAGAUCCAGCUGUUAAGCAGCGUGUGACAUGUGAGCUGUGUGGAAACACCUACGCUGGCAUGAGCAGCCUGAAGAAACACCAAGAGAGACAACACUUAGUGGAUGUUCCAGAAGGUGCUCUCCACAACAACAUUCCUAUUGAUCACCAGGGAAUGAUCUCCCGCGAUGCGCCCAGCCCUGUGCCUGAGGAACCAGACAACUCAGACCCCGAGGAACCAAACAACCUUGAGCCCGCGACACCUAACUUGAGCUCUAACCCUCUCUGUGUUCUAGUGGAGCAGCUGCAUACAUCUUCCCUCUCCUUCUCUUCCCCAGUCUCCCCCGCCGAAAAUAUAGAGCAGAUCAUCAUCAUUAGAACAUUGGACAACGACCUCUGCCCUGACCCCUAACCCAGACCCUAACGUUACUCUUUCAGGCCUGGAGUGAGCCUGCCGAUUCGACUGGAUCACAUACGAUUCAGCUGUAGUCAGAUAUAGAACUGUGUGGAUAGUGGCGAUGUUGACAAACGUUGAUAUGUCAUGUAAUUCUCUCCAUCUCCGAUCUAAAAGUAUUUUAUUUUUCUGGUAUGUUUUUAAUUGCUGUAUAUAGUUAAGUGAGAUAGUCACUGAGGACCUACCCCACAGAAGAGCCAGGCUCACCGUAUGCUGGCUUGCAUUUCUCUGAUGGUUCUCUGUUCAUUGUUCUAGUUUUAAACCCACGUCUCAGUAACAUGGGCCUUGUGUAUAAGCUAGAGGUUAUGUUGAGAUAGGAUUGAUAUUUAUGAAAAGUCUACAUUUUUUUCUUCUUCAAAUAAACAGCUUUAUUCUUUAUUCUGAGGAAUAAAUAUCUGAAAUCUC